Cercospora beticola is the source of this 3315-nucleotide messenger RNA. The record is from RefSeq and is a predicted model, not a curated record. Lineage: Eukaryota; Fungi; Ascomycota; Dothideomycetes; Mycosphaerellales; Mycosphaerellaceae.
CGUCGGCGUUACGUCUUGGAAUGCACUCAGACUGAUUUGAUACAGAUGGACAAGCCAGCAGUUCCGAAGUUCAGCAGUUUCAAGCCCAAGCCAAAGAAAGACUCCAAGCUUCAAGGAGAUGAGGUACAGAUAGACAGAUCGGCGGGUGACGACCGCAAGGACCGGAAUCGCAAAUCUGAGCAUCGAGAGAGACGUGACAGGGAACAAGGAGACUACCGAGAGCAUCGAGAGCAUCGGAAUCACGAGUCACACAGAUCACAUCGCCACCGUGACCGCGACAGCCACGACAGAUCACGACACUCUCGACACCGCGGCCAGGAACGUGGCGUUGAACACCGAGUGAAGGAGAAAACUUCAGAUCAUGGCGAAGUGACUGAUCGACCUAUUCGGGAUGCAGCUUCACAUCCAGAUCUGGAAGAAUCCGAGCUCUUCCUCGUCGAUCGAAGAGGCGAUUCGAAGAGUGUAGAAUAUGGCAGCCUCCAUCGCUAUAGUGUGCCUCCAUACCGUCGCGUUGGCCAUGGCAGAGUCCUUGGACUUGACGCCAACUUCAAAAUCGAUCGUGAGGCAAGCACCGACAAGGAGAUCUCCUUGAUGAAUGUUCGGAAGAAGCGCGAAGGCGGUGAUGCGCGAAGACUGCUCACCUCUCGCCAUGGUCGACCAAAGGAGGGUCAUUAUCGAUUCAUCGUGCCAAGUGUGCCGGCAAAGGCCACGAAAGACGAUGACUUGGGAUGCGAUUACGUGGACUUGAGAUCUUCUCGCAAAAGGAAGCGUGAUUCGGAGUCUCCGCAGCCUGGAGUCGACUAUCGAUCGAUUGAAGGCAAGGCCAAACCUGGACCGGCCGACGAGGACCUGGCUCUUGAUACGGACUCUGACAUUGAUGGCUUCGACCAUGAUCGGGAUUUGGUCGCUCGGCAGCAGAAUGCAGUACUAUCAAAGCAGACAAAAGCCGCUCCUCGUGAUGUAAAAGCAUGGCAAGCUCUCAUCAAUCACCAAGCCAGACUUGUGAACCCGGGCAAAAUGCUCUCAAGUUUUGCCUCAUCUGAAAGGCGGACGCUCGCAGAUUUGCGAUUGUCGAUUGUGCGUGAGGCACAAGCCAAUAUAUCGAAAGAUAUGCCAGGCUACGAAGAACUCGUGCUCGCCAUGAUCGGGGAAGGCCGUUACAUCUGGGAUAGCAAUAAGAGGACACAGAAAUGGGAAGAAGCACUUCAAGAGUGUCCCACGAGUAUACUGCUUUGGACGCGCUAUUUGAACCAUGUUCAGGACGGUCCUUCAGGCUUUCAGUACGAGACGUGCAAAGAGGCAUAUAUGCGGUGUCUCGCUAUGCUUCGGAAAUCUGCACAGAAGGCAAUUGGAAAGCAGCUGCAGGAGAUAGCUGCAGUGCAGAUCUAUGUGCUUUUGCGCUAUACGACAUUUGUUCGAGGAGCUGGCUAUAUUGAGCUUUCGAUUGCGACGUGGCAAGCACUUCUGGAAUGGAUCACUCGUGCGCCGGACGUGCUGAAAGAGUCCAGCCUGGUGGAUCGUCUGCCUGCGUUCGAGGACUUCUGGGAUAGCGAGUGUCCUCGAUUUGGAGAAGCAGAUGCUUCAGGCUGGUCGAAUUACCAUACCAAUGGCACAAUCUCCACUCGAGCUCCAGAGAUUUCGCAUGGUACGAAGACAGCAAACUCGACUUUUGCCGACACACUCAGCAUUGAGAGAGAAUGGAGCAGAUCUGUCUGUCUGUCGACAACUGCAGAUGAUGAUGCUGCAGUGGAGGAUCCUUUCCGAUACGUGAUGUUCUCGGACAUUAGCGACGUGCUCGAGCGCUGCGAUAGACUGGAGAGUCAUCGUAUCCUGCUCAUCCAUGCUGUACUCUUCUUCCUUGGAAUGCCCUCGUUGCCUGCCGAGUCCGUCGAUGGAGAUGCUGCGACACACUUUUCGGCCUGGACACGAGACGCGCAUCUCGCUCGAGCCAGGCACUCGCAGCCGUCACGAUUCGACGGCAAUCAGGGUUCUGCGCGCAGCAGAUCGAUGCUUGAAACGGUCGAUAGCCUGUUCGACGGGACUGCAUUUGAGGUACACCCUUCGGCAGUCAACUUCAUUGACCGCCUCCUCGAACAGCUUCUGGCUACACAAUUUGACGAAGGCAUCGCGGAGUAUUCACUGGCGUACAAAUGCCGACAUUUGCCCGAUGCUGCGACAAAAACGGCGAAGCAACUGCUCAAGACCCAUUCUUCAAGUCUGCGUCUCUACAACGCGUUUGCACUUCUGCAGGUGUCGCGCAAAGACGAACAGGACUUGCAAAAGGCGCUUCAAGUAUGGUCGACUGCGAUCAACAUGCGCACAAGUCUGCCUGAGAACAAACAAGACGACGUCGUUCUGCUCUGGCAAAGCCGGCUGUUAUGCCUCGCCAGGAAGACGUCGGAUAGUCGCGCGCUUCUGUCGAGUCUCAUGACCAUUUGCGAAUCGAGUGGUGAUGCGGAACUGCAGCAGCUCAAGGUCCGGCGUGAGCUGGAAAGCGGUUUCGAUCGGAUGCUGCUCGCCGAAAGAUACUGCCAUGCCGCGGCUUACGCGAAUUUGCUUGCUUGGCUGGCAUAUCUGACGAACGAGUGCUCAAUUAACGCGAGUCUAGAAACAUACGGAAAGUAUGCGCGCCUGCUGUCGAAUGCGAGUUCUUCGCCAGGUCUUGAGCUUCUCCUUCAGCACAAAACCCAGCUACUUGAUAUGCACAUCAGUCAUCGACGCGCAUACAAGCCCGCCAUACUCCGCAAAGAAGUCGAGAACGAUCUCCAACUCUUUCCAAGCAACAGUGUCCUUCUCAGCCUGCGCUCUCGCCUGAGCAACCAGGAUCGUUUGCGAGAGGUCAUCAGCGCGAGCAGCACAAGCGACGCAGCGACAGCACGAAGACCCGAGCACUCGGACAUGGUUCGAUGGACCCACUCGCUAUCCAAUGCGCUCAGGCGCGUGACUGACGAGAAUGCUUCUGGAGUCACUAUGAACACGAUCCGCUCUGUUUUCUCCAAUGCAGUCUCGGAUCCUGACGGUCAAAUCAAACAUUCUCCCCUGCUGUGGGAAUUGUGGCUUGAGUGGGAGUACAGUCUCAUUCACGGAUCAGCCGCAAGUACCAAAGAGAAACCAAUGAAAAGAACGAAACAGGUCCUACUAGACGGCAUGAGACACAUUCCUUGGCAUUUGGGCUUCGUAGUCCGAGGGAUGGGGUUGUUCGCUGAUUUACCACCUACCAAACAGCAAAAGGAAGAGUUGAAGCAAUGGCUCGAUGUCCUCGUCGAGAGGGGAUUUCGCGUGAGAAGCUCGUUGGAGGCUGCAAUAAUGGGAUAG